Molecule: messenger RNA, 666 nt
Organism: Rotaria sordida
Lineage: Eukaryota; Metazoa; Rotifera; Eurotatoria; Philodinida; Philodinidae
Source: the annotation of a GenBank genome assembly
AUGUGUACUACGACAUAUGUUGGCCAAGGAAAUGAAGAAUACUUUGGUUUGCCAAAAGCUACAGGCGAUCCGCUUGCUGAGGAAUUACAUGCAUGCGCUGAAAAAAAUAUUCCUUGUCUUCUUAAUGAAAAAAUAACAAAAACACAACUUCUUCAAUAUUUUAAGGAGCGUCAAACGUCGGGAGUUUUCCAUUUCGGUGGCCAUGCUGAAUGGACAGAGAAUACAAGUCGUAACGAUUAUACUUUAACAGGUUGCCUUAUCCUAGAAGAAGAAGCUGACAAAGGCAGAGAAGAAACUGUAAUACAUGCUUCAGAAAUAUGUGAUCUUGACCUACGGCAUUUACAACUUGUUGUGUUAAACACAUGUUCUUCUCUUCGUAGCCAAAAUGUGAAUCGAGGUGGACCCAUGGGACUAGCGCGUGCAUUCGUGAUCGCUGGUGUUCCAUGUGUCAUUGCUACUCACACAACUGUACGUGGAGAAGCCGCUGUAUUUGCUACUUCUUUUUACGACUGCUUGCAUAAAGGAGAAACCAUAGCUUCGUCGUUCACACAAGCUUUACGUGCGACAGCAGAAACUGAGAUAUUUAGCAAUCCAGAACGAUGGGGUUCAUUUGUUCUUUUUGGCAAUGAUGAACUUAAAUUGGAAUUGAUGUCGUCUUCAGCAUGA